Molecule: messenger RNA, 318 nt
Organism: Paracoccidioides lutzii Pb01
Exons: 2
Coding region: 1-318 (105 amino acids)
Source: RefSeq, a predicted model, not a curated record
AUGGAGGAUGACGGAGGGCGGAUAAAGCUCAAAGAGCUGUCAGUCGGGUUGUAUGCUGGUAUAGAAGAAAGGAAGAGUAGGGAUCCGAAGGCUGAAAGAUGUAGCAGAUUUGCGGGAGCGCUCGGCUUCCCAGGUACCGCCAAGUUACCAGCCUUUACCACCGUAUAUCCGCAAUUGGCCAAGUACCGACAAUGUCCCACCACAACCCCACCACGUUCCACCAAAUGGCAAACACCAGCCGGCCCUCUGGACCAUGCUUCUUCUACGGGAGUUACAGCAUUUGUUCCCCCACAUAAACUAACCCCGUCUGGAGUCUAG